AUGCACGUGAUGGCCCAGAAGCGGCGUCGAGUGUCGCCCUCUGCUGCCGCUCCCAGUCCCUCAGCUCAGCCCCGCCAGCCGCUGUACGAGUCGCAGCACGGACUCGCAGUCCUCGAGACGUCGAAACCCCUCAUGCGUCCACGCUACGUCGCUAGCAGGGACAACUCUGCAGUGGAGAGCGCGUCUCGACGGCGCUACGUCCGCGGUAGUGGCUCAAUGGACUUGGAGCAGGUGGACUCGCCUCUCUCUGCUGGCUCAAGGAUCAGCUACAACAGCAGCAGCGGUAGUGAGGGCCUCGUGAGGACGAGCGUCGCUGAAUCAAGCCCAUCUCCAUCCCCAAGAGGCCUCGUUGUUAACACGGAGAAGACCGCUGUCGAGCACACGCCCCUCACGACGCUCGUGCUCAAGUCCAAGGAGUUCCUCAAGUCCAAGAGCCUCGUACGCAACCGCCACGACGAGAUCGACUGGGUCGCGACGUUCUUGAAAGUGGGCUUCGACUCAUCCAGCAUCUACGCGCUCAUGUGUCCGCUGCGCAAGGGCCGCUGGAAGUCGGAGGAGGAAAAAUACACGAUGGGGCUGCUACGGCUCAUCGAAAACGGCACGAUCCUCCUGCGCCACGGCCAGAGCAUCCGCGGCUACAUCGGCGAGAAGCUGCACAGCGACGACAUGCGCGUGCUCAAGAAGCUGAGCAACUGCAAGAUGUUUCACUUCGCCAAGCUCAUCAACCCGCGGCUCGCGCAGGAGGAGAAGAUCGACAUGACGGUGGCAGGGGCUCGGGAAGGCAUGGAGCGGCUGGACCAGCUCAAGGGCGAGUUCCUGCGCUCCGUGCAGCUGGAAGCGCUCGUGGCUGUUCGCAAGUACCUCAGUGACAGCUCUCUGCGCGAUCUACUCAACGUGCGCGCGUAA
This is a messenger RNA of Phytophthora sojae, 906 nucleotides long. RefSeq lists its product as hypothetical. The record is from RefSeq and is a predicted model, not a curated record. Bases 1 to 906 code for a protein of 301 amino acids. Lineage: Eukaryota; Oomycota; Peronosporomycetes; Peronosporales; Peronosporaceae. The transcript has a single exon.